Messenger RNA from Colletotrichum godetiae, 1357 nucleotides. RefSeq lists its product as uncharacterized. The transcript is spliced from 3 exons. The record is from RefSeq and is a predicted model, not a curated record. Bases 68 to 1357 code for a protein of 429 amino acids. NCBI's taxonomy places the organism in Eukaryota, Fungi, Ascomycota, Sordariomycetes, Glomerellales, Glomerellaceae.
AUCACUAUUCCCUUCUACUCCAGCUAUGGCCUAACAUGUAAGCCAGGGAACUUCAUCCUCCGAUCAAAUGCGACUGCUAUACAUCAACACUCUUACAGCAGCACGGCAACACGGUCUCUUUGAUUCUGGGAUGCAAAACAACCUAGCUCAUGCGCUUGAAACUACAACCAAAGAAGAUGAGGAUUGGAUAGCAUGGAGUCGGAUCGAAACGACUAAACGUGGAUCUAGUACGCAUGAACAAAAAUUACUGACUACGCCGCUUCGAAGAAUUAUCGUCCUACUGAUACUGGUUGACGCUUGGUUCUCGGAUCAUUUUUCGCCAGGGCCGAUCAUCUGCACGGGGAACAUCAAUCUGUUCCUUCCAUGCGAUGUUAGGCUCUUCCAAGCAACGACGGCCAGUGCGUGGAAUCGACUCGUAAACCUAGACUCACUAGCCGCACACCCACGCUUCUCCCUCCUUCGUGGAGAAGCGGAGCUUCCGGUUCUCCAGGAGCCUGUUGAGCACCUCUCCAUGAAUGCCAUGCUUAUAUCAUCCCUUCUACGGAUCUACGACAACCACCGCACUUACCUCUCCACCUGCGACGACGAAACGCUGGCCAGAUGUCACUAUACCCCUUGGAAGUGCUUCGCUCUAGAAGAAAAGGCAAGAAAAAACACAGAACUAUUAUUGGAAAUGAUGAAGGUCUAUGGACCUGUGAUGGAAGAUAUUGGCUCCGACUGCCUAGUCACAUGGAACUGGAUGGGCAUCAUACUGACGACAGAUUAUUGUCUUCUCGAAGAAGCAGCAGGGAGGAGCGGCGUUGAAGCUGCGAAGAACGCCAUACCCAAGAUCAGGAUCUGGACCCAGACCCCGGCAGCGAGGCGAGGCUGUCUUCACGCGGCGCAAGCUUUCAGGGCCACAUCCCGGCGACGAACUCAAGACGGUGGAUCAUUCUCGGCUUCCAAGAAUUUGUUCAGCGCUGCCCUCGUGCUAGCCUUGUAUCUUCUCACCUCGCCCUCGGAAAAGAAUGAUAACAGCGGCUGUGCCAACGAGUUUGAGCUGCUCGGCAACGUUGACUGGAAGUCCCUCGGCACCGAGGGUCUGUCUGAUAAAGUUGAUGAGUUAUCAAGCAGCGAGACAGUUAACGCAGCUGCGGACUUUAUCCGGCUGGGAGGCCCUGUCUCCAUGCGCAACGAAAGGUGCCUGGGUGGGCUUCGUUCCGCGCAACGGGUUCUUCUAGACUUUGCCAGUCUAUUGGACGAUAUGAAGAAGUGGAGGAUAGGAGAUUACUCACGUCUGCUUUACAUGAUUUGUGAGAGCCUCGGGGACCUUUGUGCAAAUGACGAGCAUAUAGCAGGAGGUGGGACUGCCCAGUGA